CUUCAGAGCCUCUUCCUUCGUUCAAAUGUCUCAGAUGCCCCCAUCUAGCGGUGCUUCAGGCGCUGUUCCCGGCAGCGCUGUCCCCAGUGCGGGGCUUCCGCCACUUCCUGACUUCAACCCCACGCUUGGGGCCCUCCUCGUCGGGCUUAUCCUGUCGACAGCACUGUGGGGUGUCGGGUGUACUCAAGCAUAUUGGUUCUACGACACUUUCAAGAACGAACGACGGUACCUAAAGACCCUGGUUGCGAUUAGUUGGGUUCUCGACACCACUCAACAGGCCUUGAUUGGCCAUGUGAUAUACACGUUCACAAUCACCAACUACUUCAAUCCUCUCUUCUUGGAUCACUAUAUCUGGAGUUUGUGGACUCAGUCUCUUUUCGAGUGUCUCACUUCGUUCACGGUUCAAGCUUUCUUUGCGUAUCGAAUUUUUGUCUUGAGCGAAAAGAAUUAUUUCGUCGCAGUCCUCCCAUGCAUGCUGGUUCUUGCCAAACUUGCGAUAGGACUCGCGUACGUUAUCAUCAAUUCACGCGAAAGCAGCAUUACCAUGGCCAUCAUGCGUAAUUUUUGGACCUCGAAGGCGGUAAAUGCAAUAACCAUGACAAGCGACGUGUUCUUGGCGCUAUUCAUGGUGGUACUGCUUGCGAGGGCAAAGACGGGUAUCAAACGAUCCGAUAACCUGUUGAAUCGUCUAAUGCUUACGUCCUCUGAACAGGUCUACACCGUCAAUACGGGCUUGAUCACCAGUGUUUGCGCUACCAUCACUCUCAUUCUGGCAACUGUUUUCCCUGCCAACUACCUUUAUUCUGUCUUCUACUUCAUGACUGGAAAACUGUACUUCAACACCAUGCUGGCAUCCCUCAAUGCUCGAAGAAAUGUGCAGAAGGAAUCCAGUACAGUCGUGAUGAUGUCGGGUCUGACCCACUCCGCCACCGACAGUGAACUUCCACCGUUGGCUGCUCGCUCUGGUACUCAACUUGGAAGCUCUGGCACAACCAUCAACUCGAACCGGGGAAACAAUCUUUACGAUUACAAGGCAACUGCAGUGUGA
This is a messenger RNA of Marasmius oreades (fairy-ring Marasmius), 1048 nucleotides long. RefSeq lists its product as uncharacterized. Lineage: Eukaryota; Fungi; Basidiomycota; Agaricomycetes; Agaricales; Marasmiaceae. The record is from RefSeq and is a predicted model, not a curated record. The coding region runs from base 26 to 1048 and encodes 340 amino acids. The transcript has 15 exons.